Podarcis muralis (Common wall lizard) is the source of this 4057-nucleotide messenger RNA. Lineage: Eukaryota; Metazoa; Chordata; Lepidosauria; Squamata; Lacertidae. The record is from RefSeq and is a predicted model, not a curated record.
GCCGGGCGGGCGGGGGAGGCGCGUCGGCUUGGCGGAGGCGAGUGCGCAAGCGAGGAGCAGCCGUCUUCCCCUCAGCCGCCGCCGCCGCCUUCAGCGCGAGCGACGCGGCCCAACGUCCGCUCGCGCAAAAAGAGCCUAGCCGCCCUCGCGCCAGGAUGUCGCGCUCGGUGCUGCAGCCCAGCCAGCAGAAGCUGGCCGAGAAGCUGACCAUCCUCAACGACCGCGGCGUCGGCAUGCUCACCCGCCUCUACAACAUCAAGAAGCAAGGACAAGUAUGGAAGGCAUGUGGAGACCCAAAAGCAAAACCAUCAUAUCUUAUUGACAAAAAUCUUGAAUCGGCCGUCAAAUUCAUUGUCAGAAAAUUUCCAGCUGUCGAAACACGCAACAACAAUCAACAGCUUGCUCAGCUGCAGAAAGAGAAAUCAGAGAUUCUGAAGAAUCUGGCUUUAUAUUACUUCACGUUUGUUGAUGUUAUGGAAUUUAAGGACCAUGUCUGUGAAUUGCUGAACACUAUUGAUGUUUGCCAAGUCUUCUUUGAUAUUACUGUAAAUUUUGAUUUAACAAAGAACUACCUAGAUUUAAUCAUAACCUACACAACGCUAAUGAUACUGCUGUCUCGGAUUGAAGAGCGGAAGGCCAUCAUAGGGUUGUACAACUAUGCUCAUGAGAUGACACAUGGAGCAAGUGAUAGGGAAUACCCACGUCUUGGCCAGAUGAUUGUGGAUUAUGAGAACCCUUUGAAGAAGAUGAUGGAGGAAUUUGUGCCACAUAGUAAAGCUCUUUCAGAUGCCCUAAUCUCACUCCAGAUGGUCUAUCCUCGACGAAACCUCUCAGCUGACCAAUGGAGAAACGCACAACUCUUGAGCCUCAUCAGCGCUCCCAGCACAAUGCUUAAUCCUGCACAGUCAGACACAAUGCCAUGCGAAUACCUGUCUCUGGAUACAAUGGAGAAGUGGAUCAUAUUUGGGUUUAUUUUGUGCCAUGGAGUCCUGAACAGUGAUGCAACUGCUUUGACCCUUUGGAAGCUUGCUCUUCAAAGCAGUUCUUGCUUGGCUCUGUUUCGGGAUGAAGUUUUCCAUAUUCACAAAGCUGCAGAAGACUUGUUUGUAAACAUAAGAGGCUAUAACAAACGUAUUAACGACAUACGAGAGUGCAAGGAAGCGGCUGUAUCACAUGCUGGUUCAAUGCACAGAGAAAGACGCAAAUUUUUACGGUCUGCACUGAAAGAACUAGCUACUGUCCUGUCAGAUCAGCCAGGACUGUUGGGUCCCAAGGCACUUUUUGUCUUUAUGGCAUUAUCGUUUGCUCGUGAUGAAAUUAUUUGGCUUCUACGACACGCAGAUAACAUGCCAAAGAAGAGUGCAGAUGAUUUCAUAGAUAAGCACAUAGCGGAGCUGAUUUUCUACAUGGAAGAGCUCAGGGCACAUGUACGAAAAUAUGGCCCAGUUAUGCAAAGAUACUAUGUGCAGUACCUAUCGGGCUUUGAUGCAGUUGUCUUAAAUGAACUUGUGCAGAAUCUUUCGGUAUGCCCUGAAGAUGAGUCCAUCAUUAUGUCCUCUUUUGUAAACACCAUGACCUCCUUAAGUGUGAAGCAAGUUGAAGAUGGGGAGGUGUUUGACUUCAGAGGAAUGAGGCUCGAUUGGUUUAGAUUACAGGCCUAUACUAGUGUAUCUAAAGCUUCGCUUGGCCUCGCAGACCACAGAGAACUUGGAAAGAUGAUGAACACAAUCAUUUUCCACACAAAAAUGGUAGAUUCCUUGGUGGAGAUGUUGGUGGAAACAUCUGAUCUUUCUAUAUUUUGUUUCUAUAGCCGUGCUUUUGAGAAGAUGUUUCAGCAGUGUUUGGAACUACCCUCUCAGUCCAGAUACUCCAUUGCAUUCCCACUGCUUUGCACUCACUUUAUGAGCUGCACCCACGAGCUGUGCCCAGAAGAGAGACAUCACAUUGGGGACCGUAGUCUUUCCCUUUGCAACAUGUUCCUGGAUGAAAUGGCUAAGCAGGCUCGGAACCUUAUCACAGAUAUUUGCACUGAGCAAUGUACUCUAAGUGACCAGUUGCUGCCAAAGCAUUGUGCCAAAACCAUCAGUCAAGCAGUGAAUAAAAAGUCAAAAAAACAGACGGGUAAGAAAGGAGAACCAGAAAGAGAAAAACCAGGAGUAGAAAGCAUGAGAAAAAACAGGCUGGUGGUGACCAAUCUAGACAAACUGCACACGGCACUUUCUGAGCUCUGCUUCUCAAUCAAUUACGUUCCAAACAUGAUUGUGUGGGAACACAUUUACCCCAAGGGAUACUUAACAUCACACCUGGAAAUCCGUUUUACUAAAAAUUAUGUACAGGUUGACAUCACAAGAGUGUUUAAUAACGUGCCUCCUUCAACAAAACGCCAGCACUUAGAUAGUCAUGGGAAGCCAACCUUAUUACCAGUCUGUACACAGAUGAAACUUGUGGUAGAGAACGUUGAAGUGCUAACGCAAAUGAGGACCAGUUUUGAUAAACCAGAUCAGAUGGCAGCACUCUUCAAAAGAUUGUCGUCUGUUGAUAGUGUUUUGAAGAGGAUGACCAUUAUCGGUGUUAUCUUAUCUUUCCGGUCAUUGGCACAAGAAGCUCUUAGAGAUGUCUUAUCAUAUCACAUUCCUUUCCUUGUAAGUUCAAUUGAAGACUUUAAGGAUCACAUUCCAAGAGAGACAGAUAUGAAGGUUGCAAUGAAUGUAUAUGAGCUCUCAUCAGCUGCAGGACUGCCUUGUGAGAUAGAUCCUGCUCUGGUUGUAGCACUUUCUUCCCAAAAAUCAGAAAACAUUAGUCCAGAGGAAGAAUAUAAAAUUGCCUGCCUUCUGAUGGUCUUUGUGGCUGUCUCCUUACCAACUUUGGCCAGUAAUGUGAUGUCUCAAUACAGUCCUGCCAUUGAAGGUCACUGCAACAAUAUCCAUUGCCUGGCCAAAGCAAUCAACCAGAUUGCUGCAGCUUUAUUUACCAUUCACAAGGGAAGCAUUGAAGACCGUCUCAAAGAAUUCUUGGCUCUUGCAUCCUCUAGUCUACUGAAAAUCGGUCAGGAGACAGACAAAACCACUACAAGGAACAGAGAAUCUGUUUACCUACUGCUAGACAUGAUCGUCCAGGAGUCUCCAUUCCUGACCAUGGAUCUUCUGGAGUCUUGCUUUCCAUAUGUCUUGCUCCGAAAUGCAUACCAUGCUGUGUACAAACAAAGUGUCACAUCAUCUGCCUGAAUAUCUGCUUUAACUGGAGACAACCUAAGCACGCAUCUAUGUUGCCUCAGUUUUACUUGUGUAAACUGUGGAGCUGUUUUACUUUAUGGCCUGGCAAAGAGUUUUGUGGAUUAUAAACUUUUUCCCAAUGCAGUUGUAUUUCUGACCAGUGGUUUCUUAAUAUGGUUGUACUACAAUAUAAGCUUGGCUGAUUUUAGGUUGCACAUUUUGCUGAUUUGUUUUCCUUUUUAUUUUAGAAUAAUCAUAAUUAUGUUUUAAAAGAUAAAUACUAUUUCAACUAUGUUUUUUUCUUCAUAUCCAAUCGUGCAGGAAUCAUAAUGGCUUGUUUAUUUCCAGGAAGAACUCUAUUUAGUGAUUAUUUUAGUGUACCUAGCUUUCAUCUGUGUGUAAAUUAUUUCAUAUAGGGAGAGUUACAAUCUGUACCUAUUGUUCUUAUCAGAAACAAGACUUGGAUGUGCAUUUCUGUGAAUGACAACAUUUCUACUUUUUUUUUUCUUUUUGAAACACUCACCCAAAUUAAUGACUGAUGCUAUCUAAUAUUAAAAAUUGUUGUAAGACUGCUUAGACAGCAGUCUCCUCCAUACAAUCUUAAACAGCAGCAAGUGGUUUUGUUUGUAUAAAGCUUACAUAGUGGAAUUUUUUAAAGACUAAUUUCCAUGGUGCCCCGUUGGCAUUAACACUACAUUGUACCCUGCUGUAUAAUAAACGUUCUUAAUGCAUUUAUCAAAUGUUGAUAAAAUGUUAGCCCUUUAACCACUUUUUAUAUGUUUUAAAUUUUUGAAAUUCAAGUGUACCUUCCAUUACAUACAAUAAACACUACACUGUAUUACGUG